Molecule: messenger RNA, 1145 nt
Organism: Sebastes umbrosus (honeycomb rockfish)
Lineage: Eukaryota; Metazoa; Chordata; Actinopteri; Perciformes; Sebastidae
Product: dnaJ homolog subfamily C member 5-like
Exons: 5
Coding region: 325-915 (196 amino acids)
Biological process (GO): regulation of synaptic vesicle cycle
Cellular component (GO): membrane; intracellular membrane-bounded organelle; presynapse
Source: RefSeq, a predicted model, not a curated record
UCCGCUCGGCUCAACUCGGCUCCGCUCGGCUCCGUUCGGCUCAGCUCGGCUCCUCUCUGUUCGGACUGACAGCUCGCUUCGUCCCGGUGUAGCCGUUAGCUCCCCGGCUCCUCUACCGUCUACUACCACCGUCUGGUUGAAUGGUUUAGCGGCGGAAAGCAAAGCAGAACUGGGAUGCGAAUAUUCUAAAGACAAAAACGAGCUACGCUUCAUUUGAAAGUGAAGAGAAGCUGCACUGAAACACGGUGAGAGGCUGAGCGAGCGAGGGAGCGAGUGAGAGAAGGAACAAGAGAGAGAGAGAGAGAGAGAAGAGAGAGAGAGGCCAUGGAGCAGCAGAGACAGAGAUCUCUCUCCACGUCAGGAGAAACGCUGUACGCCGUGCUGGGAGUCGACAAGAGCGCCACGACAGAGGACAUCAAGAAAUGUUACAGGAAACUGGCUUUGAAGUUUCACCCAGACAAGAACCCGGACAACCCGGAUGCGGCCGAAAAGUUUAAGGAAAUCAACAAUGCCCACUCCAUCCUGAGCGACAACACCAAGAAGAACAUCUACGACAAAUACGGCUCGCUGGGACUCUACGUCGCCGAGCAGUUCGGAGAGGAGAACGUCAACACCUACUUUGUUCUGUCCAGCUGGUGGGCCAAGGCCUUGUUCGUCUUCUGCUGCCUCUCCACAGGCUGCUAUUGCUGCUGUUGUCUGUGUUGCUGCUGUAACUGUUGCUGCGGUAAAUGUAAACCUCGGCCGCCCAUGGACCAGGAGCCCGAGUUCUACGUCUCCCCCGAGGACCUGGAGGCCCAGAUGACCGCUGACGAAAGAGACGGCGGCGAGCCCAUCGUGAUGCAGCCCGCCUCCGCCACAGAAACCACCACGCUCACCUCUGAUGCCCACCAAAGCUACCGGACCGACACAUACUAAACACACACACACUGCACACACACCUUACAGUUAACACAACUUACAGUAUCAACCAAUCACACACACACACCAGCAAAUACUACACAGCACCACUCAGCUCAGCCCAAACUUUAACUUUUAAUUCACCUUAAUUUCUAAUUAAAGUGACGUGAGGGGAGAAGGAGGAAGGAAACAUUCAGGAGGAAAAAUAAAGAACAAAAAAAAAUAUAAAAACUGAUCUUUAAACUCCG